AUGGCUCAGUUGAAUGAAAUCCGAGGCCGAUUGGCCCUGAUAACAGGGGCGUCUGGCGGAAUUGGAGCAGCCUGCGCUCACCAGCUCGCCGAGAAGGGCGUGCAUCUUGCCUUGACAUACUCCUCCAGCGCGGCAGCAAUGACUGCCCUUGUCGACGAGCUCAAAAGCAAAUACGCAAGCGGGGAUGGAUCCAGUCCACUUCGCAUCUCAGCUCACCAGGUUGAUGUUUCCUCUGCGGAGCAGAUCGAAGCCAUGUUUACCCAAAUAGACAAAGAGCAUGGGCAGCGGCCAGACAUUCUCGUUUCGAACGCGGGAUAUGGCAAGCGCGUACCACAGGUUUGGGAUAUCUCGCUUGAAGAAUUCGAUUAUACAAUCAACGUCAAUCUCCGGGCGUCGUUUAUUCUCGUCAAGGGGGUGGUAGAGCACAUGAAGAAUCAACGAUGGGGUCGGAUUGUGUUUAUGUCUUCGAUAGCUGGCUAUGGUGGUGGGAUUAACGGAUGCCACUAUGCUUCUUCCAAAGGAGGCUUGACUGGGAUGAUGAAGAACCUCUCAACUCGCUUAGCCGAGCAUAACAUCAGUGUCAACGACGUGGCACCCGCCAUGAUUGGCGACACGGGCAUGAUUCCUAAUGCACAGGCAAUUCCUGAGGUUGCUGUAGGUAUCCCACUCCAGCGAUUGGGUGUGCCCGAGGAAGUCGCCAAUGUAGUGACCAUGCUGGUGACGACAGGUUAUAUGACAGGCCAGAGUCUCCUGCUGGCAGGAGGGUUAAAGUAA
This is a messenger RNA of Aspergillus wentii DTO 134E9, 774 nucleotides long. RefSeq names its product SDR family NAD(P)-dependent oxidoreductase. The coding region runs from base 1 to 774 and encodes 257 amino acids. The record is from RefSeq and is a predicted model, not a curated record. The transcript has 3 exons. Gene Ontology annotation, molecular function: oxidoreductase activity, acting on the CH-OH group of donors, NAD or NADP as acceptor. Lineage: Eukaryota; Fungi; Ascomycota; Eurotiomycetes; Eurotiales; Aspergillaceae.